Molecule: messenger RNA, 1728 nt
Organism: Telopea speciosissima
Lineage: Eukaryota; Viridiplantae; Streptophyta; Magnoliopsida; Proteales; Proteaceae
Product: G-box-binding factor 1-like
Exons: 12
Coding region: 180-1439 (419 amino acids)
Biological process (GO): regulation of DNA-templated transcription
Cellular component (GO): nucleus
Molecular function (GO): DNA-binding transcription factor activity; sequence-specific DNA binding
Source: RefSeq, a predicted model, not a curated record
CACAACUAUAGUGUACACUGUCGGCCGCUGCGCUCAUCUGUCCGACCUGGACAUCCACCUCACUCUUCGUUUCUGUUUACGCCAUGAAAACGGAUGUUUCUUGAAAUCCUUGUUAAUCGAGAUCUUCUGUUAAAAUAUUUAGUCUGAAAAGGCUGUAAGUGCAUGAGCUACAGACCAAAAUGGGCUCUGGGGAUGAAAGUACACCUGCUAAGCCCUCGAAACCAACUGCUUCAACUCAGGAGACACCUACAACGCCUUCAUAUCCUGAUUGGUCGACUCCUUUGCAGGCAUACUAUGGUCCUGGUGCUACUCCUCCCUUUUUCACCUCACCUGUUGCUUCUUCUCCAACUCCCCAUCCUUAUCUUUGGGGAAGUCAGCCUUUUCAGCAUUUAAUUUCACCAUAUGGAACCCCAAUGCCAUAUCCUGCUCUAUAUCCUCAUGGAGGACUUUAUUCUCAUCCAAACAUGGCUACGUCUCAGGGUGCACCAUCAGCAACUGCAGAUAUGGAAGAAAAGGCCCCUAAUGGAAAAGACCGGAGUUCAACAAAAAAAUCCAAGGGAAGUUCAGGAAAUACUGGUGGGAAGCCUGUAGGAAGUGGAAAGGCUGCUUCUUGCUCUGGAAAUGAUGAUCCUUCGCAGAGUGCUGAAAGUGGAAGUGAGGGUUCAUCAGCUGCAAGUGAUCAGAAUACCAACCAGCAAGAGCUUUCUGGGAUUAAGAAGAGGAGCUUUGACCAGAUGCUUGCAGAUGGUGCAAAUGCACAGAACACAAGUAUGGCUCAAUGCAGUGGUGCACCUAUUGAAUCAUCUUUCAGUGCAAGGGGUCAACCAGCUGCAAAUGUCGCAGUUUCAAUGCCAGGGAAGUCUGCGGUAACUUUGCCUGUGACUAAUUUGAACAUAGGAAUGGACCUUUGGAAUGCAUCACCUGGAGGUGUGCCGAUGAAGACGAGACCAAAUGCAUCUGUUGGCUCACCAGCAGUAGUUUCAGCACCAGUGGUUGGACGAGAGGGGGUUGUAGCUGAACACAUGUGGAUUCAAGAUGAACGUGAACUUAAAAGACAGCGGAGGAAGCAGUCUAAUCGGGAAUCAGCUAGGAGGUCAAGAUUACGCAAACAGGCUGAAUGUGAAGAGCUACAAUCAAAGGUGGAGACACUGGCAAAUGAGAAUCACACACUUAAAGAUGAGCUGCAAAGGCUUGCUGAGGAAUGUGCAAAGCUGACAUCUGAAAAUAAUUCCAUAAUGGAGGAGCUGACUCGUUUGUAUGGACCAGAUGCAAUAGCUGCUCAUCUGGAAACUAUGAAUACAAAAAUGGUUUUCAAGUCUAGUAAUGGCGAAGGAGAUAGCAAUGGACAAGAUCUUUCAAGGGAAGAUGAGACAGAUUCUUGUCAGAAGGAAGGGAAUGUCUUCAUUUCUAAUGGGAAGCUUGAUUCAGGUUCUAAUUGAACACAAGAUCUCUUUUUAAUAACAGUACUAAUUCAUAGUCUUAACCCUUUGUUUUCUGUCUACUUGACAUCUUUUAUGAACCUAGAAUCUCAUCAAAUCCAGGAAUCUGUAUAUGUAAAUUGCUGUAAAAUCUGAGGAUUAGGUAUUAUACUGCUCUGGCUAUAUGACAAGUUCCCUUUCAUGGAUACCUUCUGUGUUGACAAUUUCAAGUAACUUUAGUCCUUAGCCUGGGUGUGUGUCUCCAAACUAUUAGGACUCCCCAAUGAAAGGAUGAUUGGCAGUGAUUGAA